CCAGAGUCGAGGGCGCACCUGGCGAGCGCCUGCUCACCAACGAGCAAGCAAGACUUGCACCGCCCACCAAACACCACAACGAUGAUGAGGCGAAGCAGCGUGGUGCUGUUUGUGGCUGUGGGGUUGAUAGUGGUUGGCACGGCACUGCUGUCGCUGUACAUCAACACGGCCCAGCGUGUGGUCCCACUGGAGGCCGUGUGCAGCGGUGCUGAUGCAGUGCGUGUCCAUCCGCUGGAGGCCCCCAUGCUGGAGCAGCUCCUGAAACAGCAGUGGACAGCCAAAGCCGCGGAUGAGCACGUGAUGCCGAAUGUGCCUGCCAACCUUCUCACACGCACGAUGCACACGGAGAUGGGGGACGUGCUCUUUGUGCACAACCCUGAACGACUGCAUAAGCGUGUCACGCAGCAGUCGCGCCGCCAAUCAGCGAAGGUGAACCUGCGGCGACCCUUCGAUCCCCGCGACUUUCACUUUGGCAAGGUGUCACUCAACGAGUUUCUGUUUGUCAUGACGGAUGAUGCCAAUGCCCACGACGAGUGCACCGCCUUUUCGGACAUUCAAGCCUUCCACCGGCCUGUCCACGCCGUUCUCGUCAACAAGUCCCCGCUCUCAAAGUACUCCGGCCUUCUUGUCCCAUUCCUCCGCGAACAACGCAAUCAGGUGAUGACGGCUGAUGCGCUCCUGGUUGGCCUCGGCUUUGCCAAUCGACUGCAAGGCAGUGGCAUCCGCGUUGGCUUCAACUCCCUCUAUGCUGGCGCGUCUGUCAACCACCUCCACUUCCAGUUCUGGUGGGACACGCACGCGCUGCCCAUUGAGCUUGCAGAGAUGACGACCGUCACGGCAACAGACCGCUUGCUGGUUGAGCGCGACGCGGGGUACCUGUCAUCGUUUCUCCGCUUCACGUACGACCGAGCAGCGCCCGGCGUGGUGGUGGAAGCGCUCAUGCCCGCACUACAGCACCUCACGCGCCGCAACACCCCAUACAACCUCGUGCUUGUCCCCGGCAUGGUGUAUCUGCUGCCUCGACAGCCCAUGCUGAAACAACUCGGCAGCAUCAACGUUGGAUUCCCUGAAGUCUCCGGCACGCCGCUUGUGCCGUCGCAUGACGACUUUGUUGCGCUGACGGCCGAGGAUGUUGUGCGCCACUGGACUACACACGUGCGCGUCCCAAGCACAGUAUUUGAUGAGCUCGUGGACAUCAUCGUCGACAGCUAACGCGCUGAUCGUGUGAGUGUGCAUGUGUGUGCGUGUGUG
This is a messenger RNA of Salpingoeca rosetta, 1251 nucleotides long. RefSeq lists its product as uncharacterized. The record is from RefSeq and is a predicted model, not a curated record. The transcript has 3 exons. NCBI's taxonomy places the organism in Eukaryota, Choanoflagellata, Craspedida, Salpingoecidae. Gene Ontology annotation, cellular component: cytoplasm. Gene Ontology annotation, molecular function: GDP-D-glucose phosphorylase activity. Gene Ontology annotation, biological process: glucose metabolic process. Bases 82 to 1212 code for a protein of 376 amino acids.